Ochotona curzoniae (black-lipped pika) is the source of this 1750-nucleotide messenger RNA. RefSeq names its product transmembrane protein 140 (gene TMEM140). The record is from RefSeq and is a predicted model, not a curated record. Bases 228 to 785 code for a protein of 185 amino acids. The transcript is spliced from 2 exons. Lineage: Eukaryota; Metazoa; Chordata; Mammalia; Lagomorpha; Ochotonidae.
CCAAACUGUUUACUUAGGCAAGAACUCGGAGUGCAAGCGGCACUUGAGCUCGGGACCGCGGAGCUGCCAUCUCUCGGAGUUCUGUCCUCAUUUCUGGAACCUGAUGUUGGAGAGCCGGCAAGAACUAAGGCGCCAGCCCCUGAGGCUCAUUGCCAGCUCCCGCUUUUCAUGAGUGUCCCUGUGGACUUGGCACCUCUUGUCUGUCCCCUCUGGGAAGGGCAGGUGCAAUGGCCGUGGCCCGGCCCCGGUCGGGUGAGUGCUUCCUGUUUCUGAGCACCAUGAUCCUCGUGGCUGUGAUCAUCUCCCUGCUGUUCUACGCCCUGCUCUGCAAGAACGGCAACAUCACCGACCUGCCCCACCUGAGACUCGGCUUCUACAACUUCUGCCUCUGGAAUGAAGACACCAGCUCCCUGCAGUGCCUCCAGGUCCCUGAGCUGGAGGCCCUUGGGGUGCCUCGGGUGGGCCUGGCUCUGGCCAGACUUGGUGUGUACGGCGCCCUGGUCCUCAUGCUCUUUGUCCCCAUGCCUCUCCUCCUGGCCUGGUGUAACCGGGACAAGGCAGAGUGGCAGCUGGCGGUGGGCUUCAUGGUGGUGUCCUCCGUGUUGCUGCCAGGUGGCCUGGGCCUCUUCCUCUCCUACGUGUGGCAGUGGAUCAGGCCCUCUCUGUUGGGGCCUGCCUUUCUGGCUCUGGGCAUGGCCGAGGCCUUACUCAUCCUCGUGCUCACAGCCAUAGCUGUGUUCUCUCUGAGGGUCCGGAAGGAGAAGUGCGCACUUGAGAGCUGCUAGUCCAGGCUUCGGGCUGAUGCUGUUGCAAGGGCUCAGUCCCUGAGAAGCUAUGGGCUAGCCAUCCUGUUAGAGCUAAUACCAACUCCUGUUGCAAUGAAGGGGCCUACCACGAGCAGGUGGGGCCCCCAGGGGCCCCGAGGCAGCCAGGGUGGCUAGGGCAACUGCCACUUCUCUCUGUAGAAUCUUCUAUCCCAGCACUACCCAGCUCAUUUUCACGCGAGUUCCUGCUGUCAUGAUCCACUCUGAGCAGUUCUUACACAGUAGCCUCGGGAGCGUGGGGAAGUUCCAGCAAUGAAUGGGAACAGGCAAGGCCAGACUGUGGUGGACAUUGGGCCCUGGGUCACAGACUGCUACUGCAUCCGUGUUGGGUCACCCAGACUCCGCUAUCAAAGCCUAGGACUUAUCUGCAAAGGAUUCAACAAGAUAGAAGGCUUGGUGGUGGCUUGGCAGGUUCCCCCAGGGUCCCUGGCCCUGAAGCCACACACACACUGCAGGAGACAGCUGGCACAGCGCCCCCUGCUGUGAGACCCAGGAAACGCCAGAUGCUCACUCAGAGAAGCUGAAGGAAUCAGAACAGUUCGUACCCAAACACCGCAGACUUGGAAGGACAGAAGCACAACAACACAUGUAUUUCCCAGCACUGGUCUAUUGGGAAAACUGCAAGACGAUGACUUAAUUUUUGUCUGAAUACAGAGGUAGCAACGGGAACACUGCCAUGACUGUCCCAUCUCCUCCGUGGGCCUGUCUGCACUCCUGUUACAGCUCCUGAAGCCUGCACCCUGAAAAGGAUGGCAUGACGGGCACAGAGCCCGGUGGGCAGCUGGAGUCCCGUGCUGGAAACCAGCUGAUACAGGCUAAACAUCCCGGGUGACUUACAAGCAAUACUUUUCUUGGAAAACUCUUUGGACCCCAUCAGCUCAUUUUCCCUGGAGCCUGGCCACUGAAUAAAACCACUGGAAUUUCCA